Messenger RNA from Mercenaria mercenaria, 548 nucleotides. Its product is annotated as cell death abnormality protein 1-like. Lineage: Eukaryota; Metazoa; Mollusca; Bivalvia; Venerida; Veneridae. The annotation marks the transcript as partial. The transcript has 3 exons. The record is from RefSeq and is a predicted model, not a curated record.
AUGGCUUCUGUUCUCCGUGUCCAGAAGACUGCACAAGGUGUAGCGGAUAUAAUAACUGUACGUCGUGCAAAACAGUGUAAAGGUGACUUUUACACUACCAACUGUAGCGUCGCUUGUAGUCCAUCAUGUAAAACAGAAAACAGUAAACAAACAUGCAGACUAAAUGAUGGAUAUUGUUUGAAUGAAUGUGAACACAAUUUCUGGGGCUCGUUAUGUGAUCAGUCUUGCCCAGUCGGUUGUACUGAAAACGGUUCAUCUCCGAUAUGCGAGAGAAGCAACGGGACAUGUAAACAUGGAUGUAAGGAAGGAUACAAAGGAGGCCAAUGCGAUAUAUUUGCUGCUACAAGUAAAACAACUGUGAGAUCCAAAGACACUUCGCAGUCUACUCCAACAAGUUCCGUCAAAGAAACUACACAGUCUACAGAUGAUGGAAUGUCUGAAUCACAGAAAGACAAUAAAAAAAUAAUCAUCAUAGGUUCUACAGCAGGCGGCGGUGUCCUAGUUUUGACACUGGUUAUCGUUAUUAUUGUUUGUGUCAAGAAAAGAAG